UCAAAUACGGCAGAAGCCAUCCAAGAGACACUUAUUAUGCUCAGAGUAAAUCGGAGAAGCAACAUGAAGAAAGCAGAGGUCCUGGUUGUCAUUUUCGGUGUGCUGGUCAUGGGCACACCAAUAGCUGAUUCCAUCAUUUGUUUCACGUGCAAAGAGCAGAUCUCAAACUGGAAAUGCCAGGACACGACCAUCUGUUCUGAGCAGGAGAAACGGUGUGUAACGCUUGGCAUGGUGUCAGGAACAGGUAAUGACUCCAAGGUGCUAAUCACAAAGAUGUGCGCCGAGAAGUGUCCCUCUGAAAAAGAUUAUCCGGAGAAGGCCCUCAGUUCUCUUUUUUGCUGUGAUUGUUCUUGGUGUAAUAUACUACCUCCAAAAUAAGUGAGAUGGUGAAAACUGGAGGCGUUCUUGGUUGAAGCUGCGUUCCAUGAGCUUAGCUGCAGCUGACUAAAGAAGACGAGCAUUUCAAUCUGUUUUCCCUUUUGCAUCCAACCACCAUUUGUCUCCCUCCUUUCUUGCCCAACCGGAUUGUUCUUCUUUUAUCCUUUUUUUAAAAAAAUCGGUUGUGGAACGAAGAAAAAGUGAAAGAUUAAUCACGCGUCAGCUCUUUGUAUAACUCCUGAAAUGUGGAAUAUUAAAAUCUUUGUCCGACAGAA
Molecule: messenger RNA, 653 nt
Organism: Ahaetulla prasina
Lineage: Eukaryota; Metazoa; Chordata; Lepidosauria; Squamata; Colubridae
Product: lymphocyte antigen 6E-like
Exons: 3
Coding region: 37-378 (113 amino acids)
Molecular function (GO): acetylcholine receptor inhibitor activity
Source: RefSeq, a predicted model, not a curated record